AUGGGUUACAGUAUUACAAUAAAACUAAUCAUUAUGCUGCCCUUAGUCUAUUCCCUUCAAGUUAGUUCAAAAACAAAGUCUACCAAAGCUCCCUUAAGGGAGGUUUUACCCACUAAUGCUACACUAAUUGCAAAUGUGACAGUGGCUCCUGUUCCGGCAAAACUAGCUGAAGUCCAUAUCGAUCAACAUAAAACGAUUCGAAUAAGUAAGGAUGAUCUGGACGAUCUCCUAGAUGUUUAUAUGGGUAAAAUAGCUGAGAGCGCCGCUACUAUUAAGGAUAAGGAAAAUGAGAUAAGCCAACUACAGACCAAGGAUCAAACGGAUGACGAGCUCCUCCAGAAGUUUGAGAAUCUCACGCAAGUGUGUAGUGCCCAGAACAUUUCACUCACGAAUGUAAUCAAGGAAAAAGAUGAAAAGAUCAAGGAACUAGAGCAAAAAGUGAAGAUAUAUGAAACGCGAAUGAAAAGAAAGCAGCACGUUUUGACAGAAUUGAGAAAGUUAAAUGAAUCUAGUGCUUUGCUAAUCGAUCAUUUCAAGGGAAAGGCUACCUACUUUGAAAGAAAGUUCCGGGAGAAGAAGGAUGACCUCCUGGCUGAUUGGGAGGCAGCAACUACAAGCUGUGUGCCCUUUGGUCGUUCCCCUGGAAUCCACUUAAUACACCUGCCAGGAUUCCUGCCCUUCUUGGUUCCCUGCGAGGGACAAACUGCCGCCGGACCCGGCUGGACUUCCAUUCAAAGAAGAUUGGAUGGUUCUGUGAACUUCUACCGGAACUGGGAUGCCUACAGCAAGGGUUUUGGCAAACUUAAUGGGGAAUUCUUCAUCGGUUUGGAGAAACUACACCGCAUGACUAAUUCCCAGCCUCAUGAGCUGUAUAUCAGCAUCAGGAGAUUCGAUGGCGAGACGAGCUAUGCCCACUACGACGACUUUCUUAUCGGCAGUGCAGAGGAAGGCUACGAAUUGAAGCUACUGGGUCACUAUCAGGGCAAUGCCAGCGAUGCGUUGCGCACCCACGACAAAAUGAAGUUCUCGACCUUCGACCGGGACAACGAUGCCUUCACGCACAUGAACUGUGCGGCUCAUCACCAGGGCGCCUGGUGGUAUGACUUCUGUUCAAGGAGCAAUUUAAAUGGCAGAUACUUCAAGGGGGAGGUGGAUAAUCCCCAGAGCAUCUACUGGGAGCCAUGGUACAGCUUUCGGUCUUUGAAGUCCGUUCAAAUGCUAAUACGGCCCAAAAGCCAAAUGGAGCUUAAGGACCUGCCCAAGGCGAAGCGACAUCCAAGAUAAUUACUAAUUAUUCGCGACAACUAAGAAAGGCCAUAAAAUUGAACUAUAUAAAUCUCACUUGGUUGGCAUACCUAUUAAUCUGUGUUACUUCACCCUUCGACACCCCCUUUCGACAGUUGAUUAGAUUUCGAUUUUGUUUACAGCCACGGUCUUUUGGCCAGUAAUUACUCCGUUACAGUUCAGUGGACGACGCUCUUGGGUGCUUUUUGUUUGGAUUGGCUUGGCUCGCACACAAGUCAUUGGGUGCAAUUAAUUUUCAUUUUCCGCCGUUCUCGUAAUUUGCUCUGUGUUGCAACAAUUUAAUGAAAUCUAAUUGAGUGUGUGCAUUGGGCCGAUAAAAAUGAAAUAACUCUGGGAGAUUCUUUCGACUCAUUCGUCACUUGCACUUUCAUCGUGGCGACUGACGACUGGAGCCGCUCAAUUGGAGUCAAUAAACGUUCGGCAAAUAAGCCAAAGGGGCGGUAUCUAAAUUAAUAUCGAUUCAGCGGAAGAUUUACGACUUCGGCAAAGAGUUAUUCAUACGUAUAGUACAUUCCAGUUUAUCAUGGAAAAUACUAAUUCGCACUGGUUGAAACCAGUUGCCGGCUCUUUCGACAUUCUAAAAUAUCUUUUUUAGUUGAUAAGACAGAAGUAAAUUUUACAAAUAAAUACAUUCAUUAAAUAUA
Drosophila eugracilis is the source of this 1949-nucleotide messenger RNA. RefSeq names its product fibrinogen-like protein 1. The transcript is spliced from 2 exons. Lineage: Eukaryota; Metazoa; Arthropoda; Insecta; Diptera; Drosophilidae. Bases 1 to 1284 code for a protein of 427 amino acids. The record is from RefSeq and is a predicted model, not a curated record.